AUGGACCUGCUGGUGGCCGAGAACCCCAACCUGGUGAGCAAACUGGAGAUCGGCCGCUCCACCGAGGACCGGCCCCUCUAUGUGCUCAAGUUCAGCACAGGGGGCUCGAACCGCCCGGCCGUGUGGAUCGACACCGGGAUCCACUCCCGCGAGUGGGUGACUCAGGCCAGCGGGGUCUGGUUCGCCAAGAAGAUCGUUGAUGACCACGCCAAUAACGAAGGGGUGGCCUCCAUCCUGGACACCAUGGACAUCUUCCUGGAGAUCGUCACCAACCCCGAUGGCUUUGCCUACACCCACAGCACGAACCGCAUGUGGCGCAAGACCAGGUCCAAGUACCCGGGUAACAUCUGCGUCGGCGUCGACCCCAACCGCAACUGGGACGCGGGAUUUGGAGGGUCUGGGGCCAGCGGGAACUCCUGCACGGAGACCUACCAUGGCCCCUACCCCAACUCGGAACCCGAGGUCAAAUCCAUCGUGGACUUUGUGACGGUUUCCCUCACCUUUCUCCCCGCUCCCUCCCAGCACAAGCUCUCCGCCAAGGCCGUGGCCGCUCUGUCCUCCCUGUACGGCACCAGCUACACGUACGGGAGCAUCAUCACCACCAUCUACGAAGCGAGUGGAGCAACCAUCGACUGGACCUACAACCAGGGCAUCAAAUAUUCCUUCACCUUCGAGCUGCGGGACACGGGACAUUACGGGUUCCUGCUUCCAGCCAAACAGAUCGUUCCGACGGCUGAGGAGAGCUGGCUGGCCCUCAAGGUCAUCAUGGAGCACGCCCGGGACAACAUUUACUGAGCGGGAUCGGCAGCUGGAGAGGGGGGAAGAACCCAAUAAA
Lepidothrix coronata (blue-crowned manakin) is the source of this 835-nucleotide messenger RNA. Its product is annotated as carboxypeptidase A1-like. The record is from RefSeq and is a predicted model, not a curated record. NCBI's taxonomy places the organism in Eukaryota, Metazoa, Chordata, Aves, Passeriformes, Pipridae. The coding region runs from base 1 to 795 and encodes 264 amino acids. Gene Ontology annotation, biological process: proteolysis. Gene Ontology annotation, molecular function: metallocarboxypeptidase activity; zinc ion binding. The transcript has 7 exons.